Molecule: messenger RNA, 6205 nt
Organism: Megalopta genalis
Lineage: Eukaryota; Metazoa; Arthropoda; Insecta; Hymenoptera; Halictidae
Gene: Evi5
Product: ecotropic viral integration site 5
Biological process (GO): regulation of GTPase activity
Molecular function (GO): GTPase activator activity; small GTPase binding
Source: RefSeq, a predicted model, not a curated record
CAUUUCGUAUUUCGUACUUUCCAGUUCGUACCUACGCGUUUGACACGAGCAUAUCGUGUCGAUUAAUAGAGAAAGAAACGAUCGAAUAUCAACGUCUAUUGGCCGAUCGAUCGGUGGCCCUUGUCGAACGAUCGCGUUUUCUCAAAUUUUGAGGAUCGAUCGUUAUCCGUGAUAUCGUGAUUCCCAGUUCGACGAUCUCCUAAACACCUAAACAACCCGUAACUCGAUCGAAAACAUAUUCUGUGCUAAUUUCUUUAGAAAAGAAGAAACAACUACUCGAAAAUGCUGCAAUUAUUUGUGCAUCGAUUUCGAAAAUUCAGUUAAAAACUGCGCGCAGGAAAAGUCGAACGACAUUGGGAUGUGUACGUAUGCGUAUCAUCUCUCCACGGAAUUCGAAAUAGUUUCGCAGAAAAUUGCAAGAGUGUGACGGACCGCGACGCGUAACGAUCGUUUAUGUACGAAUCGAGUGUAAUCUUGGAAGGAGGGACCCGCCGUCCGAAUCCGAUCGGUUCUUCGUCAUCGAAAGUUUCGGGAGCGAUCGAGAAGAAAUUUCUCGAUGGUUCUUCGUGGCUUGCUGGCACCGGCGGCAGCGCGAUGGACACGAAAUAAAACGCCGAAAAGGGUCCAAGAGAAUCAGGGAACCGGCGUCGGUGAAUCGCGUUAUGGACCGCAGGUGAUGAGCGUGUUGUGUUUAUGCACCACUGUCCAUCGGAUCGCUCAGAGCAAGAACCAGGCUAGCAAAAUACUUCCCAGUUUACCACCAGUUUCAUCCGAGGAAGAUAGGAUAACCGCGACGCAGGAAAUAUCUAUCGACGAGCUGGCUCUAUUAGCUAAACUGGAGGAAGCCAAUAGGCUUAUCGAAUCGGGUGCAAAAUCGUUGAACUCGCUACAGAGCAAUCACAGUAGGAAAGGUUCCGACACAUCGCAGGUGUCCGUGGCGUCGGGGGGCAGCGGAGGGAACGGCGAUGCUGCGCCUCGACGCCACGCUACGGUCGAUGGUGAAGAAAAUACAUGGACUCUGUGGGGUCACAUCGUCGCAGAUUGGGAUUAUCAUUGGAAGAAGAGGAAAGAGUUUGUCAAAGAGUUAGUACGUCAGGGAAUACCUCACCACUUUAGAGGUAUCGUUUGGCAACUGUUAAGCGGUGCUCACGACUCUCCUGUUAAAAAGCAAUUUGCCGAAUAUAUCAAAGCCACGUCGGCGUGCGAGAGGAUAAUCAGAAGGGACAUAGCCAGAACGUAUCCCGAGCAUGACUUUUUUAAGGAGAAAGACGGGCUUGGCCAAGAAAGUCUGUUUAACGUUAUGAAAGCGUACAGUCUUCACGAUCGUGAAGUUGGAUACUGUCAAGGUUCGGGAUUUAUUGUAGGAUUGCUCCUCAUGCAGCAAAUGCCGGAAGAGGAAGCUUUCGCUGUACUGGUAGCGCUUAUGCAAGAGUAUCGUUUGCGAGAUAUGUUCAAGCCGAGUAUGGCCGAGUUAGGGGUGUGCAUGUAUCAGCUAGAACAUUUAGUUGCUGACACGCAUCCCGAGUUACACGCUCAUUUUAUGGCUCAAGGUUUUCAUACUUCUAUGUACGCAUCGUCUUGGUUCCUUACGCUUUUCACCACAGCGCUGAGCCUACCGCUGGCCUGCCGCAUUUUUGACGUGUUUCUAUCCGAAGGCAUGGAAAUUAUUUUCAAAAUUGCGCUGGCCAUGUUGCACUUAGGCAAGGAAGAUCUAUUGAGCUUGGAUAUGGAGGGCAUGUUGAAGUUUUUCCAGAAACAAUUACCCGGAAAAGCCGAGAAAGACCCCGAUGGACUCAUGAAUCUUGCCUAUAGCAUGAAGAUCAAUCCGAAAAGAAUGAAGAAGUUAGAGAAAGACUAUACCGUUUUGAAAAUGAAGGAGCAAGAAGAGAUGGUCGAACUUCGUAGGCUCAGAGCGGAAAACAGGUUACUCAGGCAAAGAACCGAGCUUCUCGAGGCUGAGUCUGCGGAACUGGCGGAUCGAUUGGUCCGGGGGCAAGUUUCCCGCGCGGAAGAAGAAGAAACUACGUUCGUUGUGCAAAGGGAGUUGGCAGCACUCCGACAUACGCACUUGGAGACCAGUCAUCAGCUCGAGCAGGCCCACGAGGAAUUACGAUCGCUGUCGUUGUUGCUGGAGGAGAAUGUCAAUUCCAAGCAAUCGUCUCUCGAUGAAAUUUUAUCGAAGCAGGAGGCAUUAUCUCAAAAAGAAGAAAUGAUACAGUGUUUGCAAGAGGAAUUGGUUAGAGUCAGACUGCACGAAGCGGAGAACGAUGCGACGAUAAGGGAGCUCAGAUCAAGAAUACAGGAACUGGAGGAAGAUAAGAAGACGUUGCGCGAAACUACACCGGACAAUUCGGUUGCCCACUUGCAGGAGGAAUUAAUCGCCGUGAAGCUGAGGGAAGCGGAAGCUAAUCUCUCUUUGAAGGAUCUUCGUCAAAGAGUUGUGGAGUUGAGUGCUGCCUGGCAAAGGCAUUUGCAAGAGCAUCGUUCGGCUCAAACAGCGCCUGCUUCGGAUUCCACUCCGAAGAAGCUUCUAUUUUGGGAGAAUAGGGGCCACGAAGUGCAAAAGUUUGAGGAAGAUUUAAUGACAACCAGGAUUCGGGAAAUGGAAGCCUUGACGGAGGUGAAGGAACUUCGGUUGAAAGUGAUGGAGCUCGAGACUCAAGUACAGGUAGCCACGAACCAGCUUCGUCGGCAAGACGAAGGAGGGAAACAGGUCAAGGAAGAGCUGGAGUCUGCUUUAGCUAGAGAAAAGGAGCUUACUGCCAAAUUGAGGGAGCAACAACACAAGUAUUCCGAUCUGGAGUCAAAGAUGAAAGAUGAAGCUAUGAUGGCGAGGAUACGCGAUGCGGAACAUGCGCAACAAGUGGCCGAACUCACCCAGAAAAUAUCCAUUCUCGAAUUAAAGAACGAAGAAAUGCAUGCCGAGGGUGAGCUUAGGAAUAAUUUGGACGACAGCGAGAGAGUAAGAGAAUUGCAGGAUAAAGUUGCAGAAUUAAAAGCUGAGGUCAUGAGGCUAGAAAGCUGGAAGCAACGUUGGACAGGUCGCGGUAGUCAAAGCGUGAGGAGCUUUAGUGUUGACACUGAAAGCGAACUGGACGAGCGGGAUCUCAGAAUUUGUUUACAGGAUCAUAUCAACGCGACUACACCAAACUCUCCAGAGAUCGUUGAAACCGAAACGAAACGAGAUAAUCGGGAGUACUUGUAAAAAGUUCAUACCCGGAUAGUUCGUUCCGUAUAGCGACUUCCUCGGAUGCGAUAAUUACUUCCAACGUAUGUAAGUAGUCGCGCAGAUCACGAUCAUUGCUUUCUUCUAUUUCGUUCGUCUCUUUGGUUCGUUUGUUUCUUUUCUCGUUCGUUUGAUUUACAGCUUACACGAACUUUUAGACCGCGAUCGCGCGAGCAUCGAAUUUUUGCAACGUUGCGCGUCGCGAGUUUCUCGCCACGCGCGAUUGUUCUAUGCGCGUCGUGGUUGGCGAUUGUCGGUCGAAGCCGAAGUCGAAGUCGAAGUCAACGUCAACGUCAACGUUGCGUCGCGCUACAUCCACGACGUGGUUAUGCAAACGCUGUAUGCAAACGCAACGCCGCAACAUUGCGCGAAUUCAAGGCUCGCGCGAUCCCGGUCUCAACGAUUCGCGUACACACAUGCUCGCACAGAAUGUUCGAAUCCAUCGUGUUCGAACCGUUCGUACGCUACGCGCAUCGAAUACGCGACUCGUUAACAUUAGCAACCGCAUUGGCCGCACAUGUGUAUUUGUCUUUCCGAUGGAGCAGGGCUUUGUACCGCAGCACUCGAUAACGAUCGAUAACGAUCGAUAACGAUCGAUAACGAUCGAUAAGUCGAUAACGUUCGAUAACGGUCGAUGACCGUCGAUAACAAUAGAAAAGGGAUCUUCUUCCUUUUCCGUCUACGCUGGAAAUGAUUUCGGCUAACCUUUUUGGGCGUGUUUUGGGCACGUCGUCCAAUCGUCUUUCGUUCGAUCGAUUUUCGUCUCGGUGCAAUCGAAGCAUUUUAUUAUUUUCAUCGAAUAUCAUAUUCGCUGAAUACUAAAUUUGAACGUAACUUUCCGAAUUCGAUGGAAACGUAUCGUCGUACGGUAAACUGUACCUAAUUGCAAAUAGGUUUAUUUUAUCGACGAAUACUUUCUACGCGUUACGGCGUUACGGCGAAAACGAAUUGUACAAUCCGUAGAAAGUAAGUUAGCGUCUUCUCGCUUUAGAGUAUUCGAGGAAACAGUAUUUAAGUGUAAAGUAUUUUCAAUUUGUACAUGUGUAUUUAUUGUCGACUGUAAUUAUACAUCGUUCCAGGUGUAACACGCGUUGUUGGCGUGCACAUAAAAAUCAUAACGAAAACGUGUUUCUUUUGAUUGAUCGUCGAGCAAGUACGAUCAACGUUUUCCAGCGUUUCGUGUCGCGCGAUCCGACGGAUCCAGUUUUUAAACGAAAUACGACGAAAGCGAGCGCGCACGCACGAUCGUCGAUCGCGAGUUUUCAUCUUUGUCUUCGUUCCAUCGCGUUCGUCGUCGUCGGGAAAGUACGAACCCCUGCAAUUCGAAAAUGUGUUCGCGUUAUAAAAUAGCUACGUCGAGGCAGCGAAUCGUUGGCGCGUUUCGCUCGAACGUUCGAACACGUACUUUCCUCGGGUUGUUGGCGUAACAUCGAAGAGAUCUUGAAAGAUUUUAUACAAUUUUUACCGUUCCAACGAUAAAGCUGGCUCGAUCCGAUAAAUAUUUCCAACCACGGAAGGAAGCUGGUCGGGUUGCUGCGCGAGAAGCGACAGAUUUCACCCAAGGCGACCAUGGAUACCGAUAUCUAGGAUAAAGAGUAAACUGUUGCGUACGUAAGGUAUCUUCGGGACUGUAAAUUUACGGAAAACCCGUAAAUAUCGGGUGCAACGAUUCGAUAUACGCGCAACGUCGAAUCUUUUCGGAUGUUUCGGCAUCGAUCGAACGCGCGCGUUCGUUCACUUUUUAAUUCUAAUUCCGAUUCUAAUUCUAAUUCUAAUUCUAAUUAGGUACAACGAAUAUCGAUAGCGGCUGUCAUCGUUUCGACGCUUCCGGCUGGACGAAGCGUGAUUACCUUCCCUUUUGUGGCUUUUACGGUUCGCGAUAAAACCGUUUAACGCGUUCCAUCAUCGUAUUCGAUCGUCGACCGAUCGAUAUAGUUUUGCGAUCGAUGGAGGAGGAACUUUUGUCUAUGUUCGACUAAUUUCGCGCGUACGCGUACGUACACGCGUAGUAUACCCGUUGGCCGGGCGGUUAUACGUUGGAAGCGAUUCGACCUCGACCACGUUCGAUCGAAUCGUUCGAAAACUGCACCGUUGCGGAUAGUGUCUUCGAUGGAACGGCGAGUAACUUAUUCUGGAAUAAACCGUGGUUGAAAGUUUCUUGAGAAUUUGUUGGCCAACCUCUGCUACGAUCUCGCGAUAACGAUUAAGCUUAAUCGACGUUGGUGUACGCUGAUCUCGUCGCUGAUCUCAUCGCUGACCAUUAGCCGUUUCCAGUCGAAAAUUCUUCCCCGCGACGAGAAAACUUGUCAUGGCAUGCGAUAAAUAUAUAAAUGUGUAUCGCGUUGGAUUCUUCGUUCCUGUCCACGGAUUUUCUUUUUUAAGAAACGACCGCUAAAGACCUAUCGAAGACGGGGAGAAUCGUUCUCCGGGCCUCGCGAAGCGACGACGCGGGACCGUGUCCGUUGAUUCGGUCACGGGCAUCGAUCGCUUAUCGGGUAUUUUACGAUGAAUCCGAGAGAGGUUUCGUUCCAUUUCGUCGUCGGAUGGAGAGAACGCGGGCCGAGAAAAUAUAUAACCGGAAAGAUCGCAUAUUAUGUACGUAGACGACGAUUAGUUCGUACUAUACCGUUACUGUACGAUCGUUUUAAAACACGGUCGUUCGUUCGAUCGAGAAACGCGUAAUAGAGACGUAUAGCCAUUCGAAAUUCACGUAGGAGUUACUUCGUUCGAACAAUGUUUACAUCCGAUCCGAAUAUUUCGAUAUCUUGUUAAUUGUUUCUUGAUAUCGAUUCGACGCCACUUUCUAGCGAAUAUACGGAGCAUGCAUAGACCAAUUAUUUGUUAGCAAUUUCUGAUCGUUGUACGCAUACAAGACUUUUCAACGGUUAAGGCGCACACUAUACGCAACGAUAUGAAUUUGUCAUGAACAUCUGGGGAAUAUCGUAACAUCAGGAGUAAAUAAAUUUGUAUUCACUUUUA